Molecule: messenger RNA, 1019 nt
Organism: Chlorocebus sabaeus (green monkey)
Lineage: Eukaryota; Metazoa; Chordata; Mammalia; Primates; Cercopithecidae
Source: RefSeq, a predicted model, not a curated record
GAACCCAAAUCAUGAUGAGCAGUUCUGCCACCUGAUGUCCCAUGGUCAGGGGCUUUGUCUCUAUCCAAGCUAUGGAAGAAUGGCAGGAAUUAUGUUAUGAAAAGCAUAAAGUUCUGUACUGCAGAUGGUAGUCUUGUUCUAGAACCCAAGGGGCUUGGGUUUUUAUUCUCCCACUGGUUCACCAUCUUGAAAACUCUGACAUCACAGGAUCUCCUAGAUCAUAUGAACCAAGCACAGAGCCACUUCUACCACAGCCUGCACCGGCUGCAGAUGACUUUUCUGCUCUGGGCCAGAUUAAAACUGGCAGCCUUGAAGGGAAGCAGAAAUCCAAAAUGUCUUUAAGAUGGGUUUAAAGUUGUGUUGUUCAAUACAGUAGCCACUACCCCCAUGUGUCUACUGAGCACUUGAAAUGUGGCUUGUGACAAAUGUUGACACCAUAAUACAAUUGUGUUCGCAGCCGCCACCGCGCCGCCGUCGCUCUCCAACGCCAGCACCGCCUCUCACUCGCCGAUUUCCAGCCGAAGGAGAAGGGGGGUAAGUAAGGAUGUCUCCGUACUAUGGCUCGUACAAAGCUGACUGCCCGCAAAUCGACCGGUGGUAAAGCACCCAGGAAGCAACUGGCUACAAAAGCCGCUCGUAAGAGUGCGCCGUCUACUGGAGGGGUGACGAAACCUCAUCGUUACAGGCCUGGUACUGUGGCGCUCCGUGAAAUUAGACGUUAUCAGAAGUCCACUGAACUUCUGAUUCGCAAACUUCCUUUCCAGCGUCUGAUGCGAGAAAUUGCUCAGGAUUUUAAAGUAGAUCUGCGCUUCCAGAGCGCAGCUAUCGGUGCUUUGCAGGAGGCAAGUGAGGCCUAUCUGGUUGGCCUUUUUGAAGACACCAACCGGUGUGCUAUCCAUGCCAAAUGUGUAACAAUUAUGCCAAAAGACAUCCAGCUAGCACGCUGUAUACGUGGAGAACGUGCUUAAGAAUCCACUAUGAUGGAAAACAUUUCAUUCUCAAAAAAAAAAAAAAAAAAA